AUGAAACGGACGAUGUCAAUGGCCGGUGAAUUAGUGCCCAGUGCCCGCAAACGCCGUGACCCACCAGGUGAAGGGGACGAGUCUGACUCCGACACCGACUCUGACUCGGAGGGAGACACAGAUGACGAGGAUGACCAACCACUCAGCAGGAAGAGGAAAGGGGGGGCUGGAGCAAAACCGAUUGGCAGGAAGGCCAAGAAGCCGACACGCCCCUCGCCGGGACUGUUGGGCCCCUCUCCGGAUGUGUGGACCGACAUCGACUUCAAGCUUGAGCCAACAGGCGUUAGUGCUGGGCAGAGAUACCUACUCCAUCAUUCAUUGUUCAGGCCCGCCAAUUUUGAGGCAGUGAAGCGUCACGUCUCGGGUAAAAACAUGACGACCUCCUCAGACAGGAGGAAGGCAUUCGAUGAUGCCACUCAAAGAGCCCUUAGGGCCCUUGAAGCUGGAGACUCACAUGUGGUGCCAGAAUGGGUACCUGAGGCUGACGAUGCUGAUGGCUAUGGACAACGGAAGAAUCCAAAAAUGAGUCCAUGGGUUCCAUUAGUUGAUAGAUUGGAGUUACUGAAUAGAUGGCCGGGGCUUUAUUUUGCAAAGAGAUAUGCAAAGUUUUGGCCCAUGACGAUGGCUCAAUUGCUAAGUCCAGUAGAAAGACCAAACGAGGACGUCGAUUAG
Trichoderma harzianum CBS 226.95 is the source of this 672-nucleotide messenger RNA. RefSeq lists its product as hypothetical. The coding region runs from base 1 to 672 and encodes 223 amino acids. The transcript has a single exon. The record is from RefSeq and is a predicted model, not a curated record. Lineage: Eukaryota; Fungi; Ascomycota; Sordariomycetes; Hypocreales; Hypocreaceae.